Molecule: messenger RNA, 2122 nt
Organism: Aegilops tauschii subsp. strangulata
Lineage: Eukaryota; Viridiplantae; Streptophyta; Magnoliopsida; Poales; Poaceae
Product: U4/U6 small nuclear ribonucleoprotein PRP4-like protein
Biological process (GO): mRNA splicing, via spliceosome
Cellular component (GO): U4/U6 x U5 tri-snRNP complex
Molecular function (GO): protein binding; U6 snRNA binding; U4 snRNA binding
Source: RefSeq, a predicted model, not a curated record
AAGCAAAAGAGACACUCCCUCCCCCCUCCCUCUCGGUCGCUCCCGCUCGCCACCACCACCGCCUCGCAGCUCCAAACCCUAGUCCCAAUUCCCAAACCCCAGCGUUAAUGUCCAUGGAGAACCCCGGGCCGCUCCCCCCUGCCAUCACCCCUCCCAUGGCUCCCCUCCCCGUCCACCCGCCCAUCGCUCCCAUCCCCAUCCCCGUCCCACCCUCCACAUCCGCCGCUGCGGACGAUGACGAGGUCGACUACGAGGUCUCCGACGACCACCGCGCCGCGCGGGAGCGCCACGAGCGCGCCGUACAGGAGCUCCUGCAGCGUCGACGCGCCUACGCCAUGGCCGUGCCCACCAACGACUCCGCCGUGCGCGCGCGCCUCCGCCGUCUCGGCGAGCCCAUCACGCUCUUCGGCGAGCGCGAGAUGGAGCGCCGCGACCGCCUACGCGCACUCAUGGUCCGCCUCGAGGCCGACGGCCAGUUCGACCGCCUCCUCCGCGUGCAGGAGGACGAGCAGGGAGCCCCGGGCGACGACGACGACAUGGAGCAGAUCCAGUACCCUUUCUUCACUGAGGGGACCAACCAACUGCUCCAGGCGCGCGUUGAUAUAGCUAUGUACUCACUGCCCCGCGCUAAGGCCAGGGUCGACAGGGCCAAGCGCCGCCUCGCUGACCUCGACGAGGACCCCGAGGCAGAGGCCGACCUUGUUGUCAAGCAGGCGGGGGACUUCGUGCUUGAGUGCAGCGAGAUUGGAGAUGACCGCCCGCUCACCGGCUGCUCCUUCUCCCGCGAUGCCUCAAUGCUCGCCACAAGCUCCUGGAGCGGGAUACUCAAAGUAUGGAGCAUGCCACAGAUAACUAAAAUUGCAACCCUGAAAGGUCAUACAGAACGUGCAACUGAUGUUGCCUUCUCUCCAGUUGAUAACUGCUUAGCGACAGCCUCAGCUGAUAAAACUGCCAAAUUAUGGAACAGUGAUGGGUCACUCCUAAUGUCUUUUGAUGGCCACCUGGAUCGUCUUGCUCGCGUUGCUUUUCAUCCAUCUGGAAAGUACCUUGGUACAGCUAGCUUUGACAAGACCUGGAGAUUGUGGGACAUCAAUACUGGAACUGAACUUCUGCUCCAAGAGGGACAUAGCAGAAGUGUAUAUGGUGUUAGUUUUCAUCCAGAUGGUUCUUUAGCUGCAUCUUGUGGGCUUGAUGCGAAUGCUCGAGUUUGGGAUCUAAGGUCAGGAAGAUUGUACUGUACCCUCAUUGGACAUGUGAAACCUGUCCUAGGAGUCGGCUUCUCCCCUAAUGGUCAUCUAGUUGCAACUGCAAGCGAAGACAAUUUCUGUCGAAUAUGGGAUUUGAGGACCAGACAAAUGUUAUAUUCUAUACCGGCACAUAAGAGUCUCAUCUCGCAUGUGAAAUUUGAACCCCAGGAGGGUUAUUAUUUAGCGACAUCUUCCUAUGACACUAAAGCAGCGCUAUGGUCAACUCGGGAUUACAAACCAAUUAAAUGCUUGGCAGGCCAUGAGUCAAAGGUUACUAGUCUGGAUAUUAGUGGAGAUCAAGAGCCGUCCGGCGGGGAGAAGGCAGGGUGUCACCGACAGGAGCGCAUCGCGUAGCACCACUGCAUUCCGCCGGCCGCCGCGAGGGCGCCUCUGCUGGUCGCUCUUGCGACCACUUUCAGGUGGCCAUACACAUGCACUCCUUUUGUCCAGAUGGUGUCCAUGGGAUCCAGGUGGCUGUUCACGUGCACGUCACGUCCGACGUGCGGAUGGUGUUUUUUUGUUAAGGGGUCCAAAAUAAAGCGUCCCAGUUCAUUUCAUGUUGAGAGUAAUAAAACAAGUCGAGAUGUAAAAGGCUUGUUUUUAGGUGUUGGGUUUGUGUUGCGUCGAGUCAUGGUUAUAAGUUGGUUAGGCUGCAGCUCGAGGACAAGCUGCAUGUCCAGGUGGGGUGUAGUGUUAGAGUACGUAAUGGGUCUAAUGGGCCUGGGCUGGCGGUAUAGCCCGUUAGUCUUAGGGUUAAUUAGAGAUAAGGGUCGCUUGCUUAGGGGUCAAGUAAGCCUUGCUUGGGAGUCAAGUAAACCUCUCUAUAUAAAGAGAGAAAAUGUAUCAAUCUAAUUAAGCAAGAAUUAAGAAGGAAA